GACGCGUGGAGAGCUGAGCCCGGGUGCGGAGGUCUGACGUCGGCGAGCGGGGCCGGGCUGCCGGGCUCGGCGCGAUGAGCUGCACCAUCGAGAAGAUCCUGACGGACGCCAAGACGCUCCUGGAGAGGCUGCGGGAGCACGACGCGGCCGCGGAGUCCCUGGUGGACCAGUCCGCGGCGCUGCACCGGCGAGUGGCCGCCAUGCGGGAGGCGGGCUCGUCGCUUCCGGACCAGGUUCUUGUGUCUUCAUUUCAAGGUAGACAAAGCAAGUAUUUACACAAUGCGGAGCUGUGGAUUUCCCUGGAGGAACACCAGGAUGCUUUAGAGCUUAUCAUGAGCAAGUACCGGAAGCAGAUGCUACAGUUAAUGGUUGCUAAAAAAGCAGUGGAUACAGGACCAGUCCUCAGAGCUCACCAGUCUCACUCUGCAUUCCAGCUUGAAAAUAAGGAGCUUCGAGAAUUACUGUCCAUCAGCAGUGAGUCUCUUCAGAUCAGAGGGGAGAACUCAGUGGACCCUGCUUCCUAGCCCAUCAAAUAAUGGCUGAAAGAUGUCUAAAGAUUCCCUAUCAAGGAAGGAAGGGAUUGUCUUCCAAUUAGAGUACUGUCUAUUCAUUGUGCUGCCCUACACUUGAUUUCGUUUUGCUUAAAAGUAUCAGGUGGCAGUUUAGAGUUCCAAAGUCAAUACUGGCUAUCCACAGAAGUUUUGAGCUAUGUUAGUGAGAAUCUACAAUGAGUCUCACCAUUCUUUUGUCUAAGAAACAACUUUAAUGUUUAUUUCUAGAACUUCAAUUUAUAUAUUAUGUCUGAAACUUUGAACAUUUUUAGUCAGUCACUUUAUUUUAUAUAGGAUUGUAAAAUACACUUACAGGAAUAUUUAAGAGAUUUACCUUUGUAAAUCUAUUUGGCAUAAAUGUGGAUUUUUUUGUUUCCUUUUGUCAGAGGUAAUCUGUUUCCAUAGAACUAGAUUGGCAAAUUC
Messenger RNA from Dipodomys ordii (Ord's kangaroo rat), 974 nucleotides. It is a transcript of the gene Sike1, whose product is annotated as suppressor of IKBKE 1. The transcript has 4 exons. Bases 75 to 524 code for a protein of 149 amino acids. The record is from RefSeq and is a predicted model, not a curated record. NCBI's taxonomy places the organism in Eukaryota, Metazoa, Chordata, Mammalia, Rodentia, Heteromyidae.